UUUUUACAAUAUGUGAUUAUAUGAAUAUAUUUGCAUUUAAAAUUGUAAUGCUAUAUAUACUGUCAUUUGACAAGUUAAUUAACUUAUUUGUUAUCAAUUAAUUUAUAUAUGUAACGAAAAAAUUAACGAUGGACCAAGCACCGCCAAUAGAAACUGUUUAUCAAGCAGUUAAUACAUUAUAUAAUAAUCCAAAUACAUCGGAAAAAGAAAAAGCAUCACAAUGGCUUGGAGAAUUACAAAAAUCGGUAUACUCAUGGAAGUUAGCAGACGAUAUGUUACAUCAAAAACGUGAUUUAGAAUCAUGUUAUUUCGCAGCGCAAACAAUGCGAACAAAAAUCCAAAAUUCAUUUUGUGAAUUACCAGCCGAUGCACAUUUCUCAUUACGCGAUUCAUUAUUAGAACACAUAAGUCAGAUAAAUGAAACAACAAGUGCGGUAAUUGUAACCCAAUUAUGUUUGGCACUUGCCGAUUUGGCAUUACAAAUGACAACAUGGCAAAAGCCUGUACUAGAUUUAAUCAGUAAAUUUUCACCGAAUGUUGUAUGGCCAUUAUUAGAAAUAUUAACCGUUCUGCCAGAGGAAUUAAGUUCGCGAUCAUUGCGUUUAGGAGCAAAUCGACGUAGUGACGUGAUUUCCGAUUUUUCAGAAUGUGCACCCACCGUAAAUGAAUUAUUACGUGUUUGUAUAACAAACAGCGGAGAUAAUAUAUCAAUUGAUAUAAAAAUUAUACGCUGUUUUACAUCCUGGGUAUCAGUGAAUGCGAUCACUUUAGAUAAUAUUACUGAAAAUGUUGUAUUUUUAAAAGCAUUUCAAAUAUUAGAAAAUCAUCAGUCUGUAAUGAGUUUACAUGAGGCUGCGUCUGACUGCAUUUGUACAUUAUUACAAUGUCUAGAAGAUAACAAUAAUCAAUUAGAUUUAGAGAAUAAAUUAUUUAUAAGUAUAACGGGAUUAGAAGAAGCUUAUCAUAUGUCUGUGGCGAAUGAAGAUCAAGAGAAAUCUAUAAAUUAUUGUCGUGUAUUUACUGAAUUAGCUGAAGCUUUACUUGAAAAAAUUAUAAUGAAUAGUAAUAAUCCCAGUAAUUCAGUACAUUAUGGCAUUAAAAUAUUUAAUUUAGUUUUAAUUUGUGUUGGUCAUCAUGAUUAUGAAGUCGCAGAGAUUACAUUUAAUCUUUGGUAUCGUUUAAGUGAAGAAUUAUAUCAAAAAAAUAGUGAUACGCUAAUAACAUUAUUUCGUCCGUAUAUUGAACGUUUAUUAGAAGCAUUGUGUCGUCACGCUCAAAUUGAACCAGAUCAUGAAGGUUUACUAGAAGAUGGUGAUGAUUUUAAAGAUUUUCGACAGAAAGUUUCCGAUUUAAUUAAAGAUGUUGUAUUUAUUGUUGGUAGUAGUAAUUGUUUUAGACAAAUGUUUUUAAGUUUACAAAAACCAGAUGUUACGUGGGAUCGUAGUGAGGCAGCUUUAUAUGUGAUGCAAGCUGUCGCUAAGAAUAUUUUACCGGAGGAGAAUGAAGUAGUUCCAAAAGUAGUUGAAGCAAUAUUGGGUCUUCCUGAAAAUACACAUCCAGCAGUAAAAUAUACAUCAUUACUAUUAUUAGGCGAAUUAUGUGAAUGGGUGGAUCAUCAUACAACAUCCUUAGAACCAAUAUUAAAUUUUCUAUUACAUGGUCUACAACAACCUGGUUUAGCUGGUGCCGCUGCAAAUGCAUUACAAAACAUAUGUUCUGCAUGUAAACAACAUAUGCCCACACAUUUUGUUGGUUUAUUACACAUCGUACAACAGAUAGAUACAUUCUCAAUCACAAAUGAACAAGUGACUGGUUUAUUACGUGGUAUUGCUGUCAUCUUAGGUUGUAUGCCCACCGAUCAAUUACCAACUGCAAUGCGCGAAUUAUGUAUGCUACAAGCAAAACCAAUAAUUGAAUUAAUUGAAAAUGAUUUUGUACCAGUUCGAGGGACUAAAUCAGAUCCAGUCAUAUGGUUAGAUCGUUUAUCGGCAAUAUUUCGUAACACGCAAGUUACUGUACAAAAUGGGGAAGUACAUCCUUGUCAACCGGUGAUUAAUGAAAUGUGGCCAAUAUUAUCACGUGCAUGUGAUAAAUAUCAAGCUGAUUUACGAAUAAUGGAACGAUGUUGUCGAUGUUUACGAUUUGCAAUACGUUGUGUGGGAAAACAAGCUUCCUAUUUAGUACGUCCAUUAGUUGAACAAAUCACCCGAUUAUAUGGCACAUACAAACAUUCAUGUUUCCUAUACUUAGGCAGCAUUUUAGUCGAUGAAUAUGCUUCCGACAAUGCAUGUAUCCCCAUAUUAGUUGAUAUGUUAUCAGCAUUUUUAAAACCAACGUUUGAUCGUUUACAAGAAGAGAAUGGUUUAAAGAACCAUCCGGAUACGGUGGAUGAUUUCUUUCGUUUGUCAACACGAUUUUUGCAACGUGCACCAGUUGAUUUCUUACAAUGUCCGGCAAUGCCAGCAAUUGUACAGUGUGCAUUACUUGCAUGUAAUUUAGAUCAUCGUGAUGCAAAUGCAUCUGUUAUGAAAUUCUUUUGUGAUUUAAUUAUAACUGGACGUAAUCAUGAGUCACGUAAUGAUUAUGAAUUACGUCGUACAUUAGUGCAAUCAUUAUUACAGCAAAAUGCACAAUUAUUGGUGAAUAAUUUAUUAUAUGCAAGUGUAUUUUAUUUACAUUCGUACAUGUUAUCGGAUGUAGCAGAUGUUUUAUUGGAAUUACAAAAUGCUGAUCGUGUUUCAUUUAGUGUAUGGUUAGAAAAUGCUAUUAAUGCAUUGCCAACACAAACAUCAUCUGGAUGCAUUUCUAUAACACCAAAUCAAUGUCUAGAUUUUCAUGUGUCUGUUACAAGAUCUGAUACAACAAAAUCAAUAUGCCAUGCAUUGAGAGAUUUUACUAGAUUAUAUCGUUGAGUUUAUGAAUUAAAUUAAAAGUGGGAAUACAUACUUUAUUUUUAAUUUUGAAUUUGAAUUUAAUCUAUAUGACUGU
Chrysoperla carnea is the source of this 2988-nucleotide messenger RNA. RefSeq names its product transportin-3 (gene Tnpo-SR). Gene Ontology annotation, biological process: protein import into nucleus. The record is from RefSeq and is a predicted model, not a curated record. The transcript has 5 exons. Gene Ontology annotation, molecular function: small GTPase binding. Gene Ontology annotation, cellular component: nuclear membrane; cytoplasm. Lineage: Eukaryota; Metazoa; Arthropoda; Insecta; Neuroptera; Chrysopidae. Bases 129 to 2912 code for a protein of 927 amino acids.